CCGCACGUAAGCCACCCGGUCGAGUCGACUCAUGGCGGCUCCGGGCGCGGCGUCGCCCGCUGCGAGUCACCCACGGCGCCGGCGCCGGCUUGUGACGUCACGCCGCGCCGGGCCGAGCCGGCAAGAUGGCGGCCUCCGUGCCGGCGUCCACGCCCCGUCGAGCGCCAAAUUCAAAUCGGCGGCCAUCUUGAGCCUGGGGCGGCGGCGCGGCCGGCGGUGGGUGCCCGGAGCGGCGAUGUCGGGCUCCGGCGGGGAAGGCGCCAUGGUCUCCCGCUGCAAACAUGGGCAGCACAGUGUGAGUGACAGUCAGUCUAACCCAGCCAGCAGUGAAGGCGACACCAUCAAAGUCUUUGUGCGGAUCCGUCCACCCGGAGACGGUUCUGGCUCAGCGGACGGAGAGCACAGCCUGUGCCUCACCGCUCUCUCCUCUACGACGCUGCGGCUGCACUCCAACCCCGAGCCCAAGAUCUUCACGUUUGACCGUGUCGCAGACAUGAACACCACUCAGGAGUCUGUAUUCUCAGCAGUGGCCAAAGGCAUUGUGGAGUCUUGUAUGAGCGGCUAUAACGGCACCAUCUUUGCAUACGGACAGACAGGUUCAGGGAAGACAUUUACUAUGAUGGGACCAUCUGAAUCUGAUAAUUUUUCUCAUAACCUCAGAGGAGUAAUCCCACGAAGUUUUGAGUAUUUAUUUUCCUUAAUUGAACGUGAAAAACAGAAGGCUGGUGCUGGGAAGAGCUUCCUGUGCAAGUGCUCCUUCAUCGAGAUCUACAACGAGCAGAUCUACGACCUGCUGGACUCGGCGUCCGCUGGGCUGCACUUGCGAGAGCACAUCAAGAGGGGCGUCUUUGUCGUCGGCGCGGUGGAGCAGGUGGUGGCCUCGGCUGCCGAAGCCUAUCAGGUGCUGUCCGGAGGGUGGAGGAACAGACGGGUGGCGUCCACGUCAAUGAACAGGGAGUCCUCUCGGUCGCACGCAGUCUUCACCAUCACAGUAGAGUCCAUGGAGAAAGGCAACGAGACCGUGAAUAUCCGAACCUCCCUGCUCAACCUGGUGGACUUAGCAGGCUCUGAAAGGCAGAGGGACACCCAGGCGGAAGGGACGAGACUGAGGGAAGCAGGCAACAUAAACCGAUCUUUGAGCUGCCUGGGCCAAGUCAUCACUGCUCUUGUCGACGUGGGUAACGGAAAACAGAGACACGUCUGCUACAGAGACUCCAAACUCACCUUCCUGCUUCGGGAUUCCCUCGGAGGUAAUGCCAGAACUGCUAUCAUUGCAAAUGUUCACCCUGGAUCCAGGUGUUUUGGGGAAACCCUGUCAACACUUAAUUUUGCUCAAAGAGCCAAGCUGAUUAAAAAUAAGGCUGUGGUCAACGAAGACACCCAAGGCAAUGUCAGUCAGCUCCAAGCUGAAGUGAAGAGACUCAAAGAGCAACUGUCCCAGCUCUUGUCAGGGCAGGUGACACCAGAAAACUCUCUAGCCAGAGGAGACAAAGACGAGACUAAUUAUGUGAAGUAUUUCCAAGAGGCGAUGCUAUUUUUCAAGAAGUCUGAACAGGAAAAGAAGUCUUUGGUAGAGAAAAUUACUCAAUUAGAAGACCUUGCCCUCAAAAAAGAAAAAUUUAUUCAAUCCAAUAAAAUGAUUGUGAAAUUCCGAGAGGAUCAGAUAACGCGCUUGGAGAAACUCCACAAGGAGUCCCGGGGGACCUUCCUGCCUGAGGAGCAGGACCGCCUGCUCUCAGAAUUGAGGGAUGAGAUUCAGACUCUGAGAGAACAGAUAGAGCACCACCCCAGGGUUGCCAAGUACGCCAUGGAAAAUCACUCCCUCAGAGAGGAGAACAGGAGACUGAGACAACUAGAGCAUGUGAGAAAGGCUGAGGACGCCGAUGCCCAGACCGUCGCAGCGCUGGAGAAGAUGUUCUCCGAGCUCUCUGUUCCAGAGAGGCCUGAGAAAAGUCAGCAAGUGUUCUCUCCUAAGGCCCCCAAGGAGCCCAGUUCAGUAGCCAGCAGUGAGAAGUUAAAAGCGCAACUCUUGCAGAUCCAAAGUGAGCUGAACAACUCAAAGCAAGAAUAUGAAGAGUUCAAAGAGGUGACCAGGAAAAAACAGCUAGAAUUAGAAUGUGAACUUCAGUCUUUGCAAAAAGCCAAUCUUAAUCUUGAAAAUCUUCUGGAAGCAACAAAAGCUUGCAAGAGGCAAGAAGUUUCUCAAUUGAAUAAAAUCCAUGCGGAAACCAUUAAGACGAUAACUACGCCCACUAAGAUGCUUCAGCUUUGGUCUCGGCCAGUCUUCAGGCUCAGCCCUGAACCGGGAAACCUCGGCUCAGUGUCCACUCCGGAUCCCAGCAAGGCAGACAGUGACAUCAUCAAUGAGCCUGUGCCGCCUGAGAUGAGUGAACAAGCUUUUGAGGCCAUUUCUGAAGAGCUUAAGCUGGUGCAGGAGCAGAUGAGUGCCCUGCAGCUCAAGCUGGAUGGCGCCGAGCAUAAAAACCUGAAGCUUCAGCAGCACAUCGACAAGUUGGAGCAUCGCUCCGCGCAGAUGCAGGAGCUUUUCUCCUCAGAAAGAACAGAUUGGACCAAACAGCAACAAGAUCUUCUCUCACAAUUGAAUGUCCUUGAGAAGCAGCUUCAAGACACUGAGACUAAAAAUGACUUUUUGAAGAGUGAGGUCUAUGACCUUCGUGUAGUCCUGACCUCCGCUGACAAGGAGCUGUCUUCAGUGAAGCUGGAGUAUGGUUCAUUCAGGGCCAGGCAGGAGAAGGAACUCAACAACAUUUCCGAAAGACAUAUGCACAUACAACUUCAACUUGACAGUGUCAGACUUGAAAAUGAAAAGCUUCUUGAGAGUAAGGCCUGCCUUCAGGAUUCCUAUGAGAACUUACAAGAAGUAAUGAAGUUUGAAAUCGACCAACUUUCAAAAAGCCUCCAGAGCUGUAAACAAGAAAAUGACAUCCUGAAAGCUGAUCUUAACAAUUUGGUGGAGCUUUUUGAGGCAGAAAAAGAAUGCAAUAACAAAUUAUUAUUACAAUUUGAAGAAGAUAAAGAAAACAAUUCUAAAGAAAUCCUAGAGGUCCUCGAGGUUGUACGUCAGGAGAAACAGAAAGAGAUGGCCAAGUGUGAACAGCAGAUGGCAAAAGUACAGAAACUAGAAGAGAGUUUGUGUGCUACUGAAAAAGUGAUCAUUUCCUUGGAGAAGUCCAGAGAUGCCGACAAGGAAGCUGUGGCUGGUCUCAUGAGCCAGAUCCAGGAGCUAAGGACAUCCGUCUGUGAGAAGACAGACACCAUAGACACCCUGAAGCAAGAAAUACUGGACAUGAACGGCAAAUACAACUCAGCUUUAGCUGAGAGAGAUGAGAGCAAAGCAUUGGUUAGCAGACAGGAAAUGGAGAUUCUGGAUCUGAAAGAAACCCUUAGACUGAGGAUACUCUCCGAGGAUAUAGAGAGGGACAUGCUCUGUGAAGACCUGGCUCACGCCACCGAGCAGCUGAACAUGCUCACGGAAGCCUCGAAGAAGCAUUCUGGGCUGCUGCAAGGCGCCCAGGAGGAGCUGUCACGGAAAGAGGCCCUGAUCCAGGAACUGCAGCAAGAGCUAACCCAAAAGAAGGAGGAAGUGGAACAGAAAAAGAAGGAAUAUAACCUCAAAAUGAGACAACUAGACCUUGUGAUGGAGACCACUACAGAGGGUCUGCAGAGCCCUAGGACGCCACCGCCCCUCCAGACACGCCAGGCUAAAGUGCUGGAAACACAAGAACAGGAGAUAGAAGACAGAAGAGCCUCGAAGGUUUCCUUGGAACAUCUUGUAACCAAGCUCAAUGAAGAGAGAGAAGUAAAAAAUGCUGAGAUCCUCAGAAUCAAGGAUCAGCUGUGUGAAAUGGAAAGUGUGCGUCUGGAAGCUGAACAGUUAAAGGAGAAAAACUGGCUCCUGCAAAGUCAGCUAGACCAUAUCAAAAGCCAGCAGAACCACAGUGCACAGAAUCUUCCCGAGAAGCAGCAGCUGAAGGCUGAGCAAGAGCAGGUGAUCAAAGAAAGACUUGCCCGGAAUAAAUUAGUUGAAGACAUGCUGAAAAUGAAAACAGAACUGGAAGAAUUGCACGGCACCCUCCAGAGCAGAGAGAUGGACUGCCGGAGGAUGGCAGAGGAAGUGGAGCGAACUAGGAGUCUGGAAUCUAAAGCCUUUCAGGAGAAGGAGCAGCUGCGGUCAAAGCUGGAAGAGGUGAACGAAGAGAAGGAGAGGGUCUUCCAGGAGAUGGACCUGUUAAGGAAGCAGGUGGAAUGUCUUGCUGAGGAAAACGGAAAGUUGGUAGGUCACCAGAACCUGCAUCAGAAGAUUCAUUACGUUGUCCGGCUGAAGAAGGAGAACGUCAGACUCACCGAGGAGACAGAAAAGUUGCGUGCUGAAAAUAUCAUUUUAAAAGAAAAGAAAAAAAGUGAACCAUAAGGAUCCUGGUCAGCUGCCUUGGUAUCACCUGUUCUGAGCCUUCUCCCUCCUUUAUAAAGACCUGCCCAUGUGAACUGCA
This is a messenger RNA of Erinaceus europaeus (western European hedgehog), 4511 nucleotides long. RefSeq names its product kinesin family member 15 (gene KIF15). The record is from RefSeq and is a predicted model, not a curated record. Gene Ontology annotation, molecular function: microtubule motor activity; ATP binding; microtubule binding. Bases 32 to 4432 code for a protein of 1466 amino acids. Gene Ontology annotation, biological process: microtubule-based movement. The transcript is spliced from 35 exons. NCBI's taxonomy places the organism in Eukaryota, Metazoa, Chordata, Mammalia, Eulipotyphla, Erinaceidae.